GCUCCUGGAGAGUACUUCUUACGAGCAAUCUUGCAAGAAUACAAAUUUGAGCCGUCAACUACGACAAUUGUUGUGAAGGAAGGACAGCAUGAACAUGUCGAACUGCGAGGAAAGCGCGUCGCGUUCAGCUCACAUGACACGCUUUCGAAAUUUCGACUUUUUCAUCAUCAAAAUUGGCGAUCUCGUAGAUUUGUUCACGCUGUAACGGUAGCCGAGACCAGCGAGAGAUACGCAGCGCUGCGCUUGCCCCCGUGUUUUGUCCUGUGA
Molecule: messenger RNA, 267 nt
Organism: Cylicostephanus goldi
Lineage: Eukaryota; Metazoa; Nematoda; Chromadorea; Rhabditida; Strongylidae
Source: the annotation of a GenBank genome assembly